Diabrotica virgifera virgifera (western corn rootworm) is the source of this 1171-nucleotide messenger RNA. Its product is annotated as 3'(2'),5'-bisphosphate nucleotidase 1. The coding region runs from base 98 to 1072 and encodes 324 amino acids. Gene Ontology annotation, biological process: phosphatidylinositol phosphate biosynthetic process. Lineage: Eukaryota; Metazoa; Arthropoda; Insecta; Coleoptera; Chrysomelidae. The record is from RefSeq and is a predicted model, not a curated record. The transcript is spliced from 7 exons. Gene Ontology annotation, molecular function: 3'(2'),5'-bisphosphate nucleotidase activity.
UCAGCCAGGCAUAACUUAUUUUCUAGGUGAAUGUCUAAUUGAAUUCUUGACCUUGCAUUUAAAACUUUUCUAAACAAAACCGCUAUUUUUUACACGUAUGAUCUUGAUAAAGGGAAUAUCAAAAUUCGUUACGAUGUCCUGCCAGAGUGCUCCACUUAUUUUGCGGCUUUUAGCCUCUUCAGUUACUACAGCAAGAAGAGCUGGCUCUAUUAUUAAAGAUGUGAUGGAAAAAGGUGAAUUGGGAAUAAUACAUAAGGGUUUGAGUAAAAAUGAUGUCCAAACUGAAGCUGAUAGAUCAGCACAGCAGUGUAUUAUAACUUCCCUAGCAAGACAAUUUCCUAAUGUUACGAUUAUAGGAGAGGAAGGACCUUUAGAUGAGAGUGAAGUUCCUAGUGAUUGGAUUGUUACAGAAAGUGAUCAGAACAUUUUACAAAGAAAGUGCCCUGAAAAUUAUGUUAAUGUUAAACCUGAAGAUAUUGUUGUAUGGGUAGACCCGUUGGAUGGAACUUCUGAAUAUACAGAGGGUCUUUUAGAUCAUGUUACAGUAUUAAUAGGAAUAGCUGUUAGUGGUAGAGCAGUAGGUGGUGUAAUUUAUCAGCCUUAUUAUGAGUAUAAAACCGUUAAAAAUGGUCCGGGUAGAACUUUUUGGGGAUUAGUUGGUCUGGGAGUAGGAGGCUUUGAACCAAUUAAACCACCUAGCAAUAAAUUUGUGAUAACUACAUCAAGAUCUCAUCGUGAUGGUAAGGUAAAUGACGCUUUAAAAGCACUAAAUCCAGACGAUAUCAUUAGUGUAGGAGGAGCUGGUCACAAGGUUAUCGUCGUGUUAGAGGGAAGAGCUCACGCAUAUGUGUAUGCUAGCCGAGGCUGUAAGAAAUGGGACACCUGUGCUCCAGAAGCUGUGUUAGAAGCUGCAGGAGGACGACUAACAGACAUCCAUGGUAAACACUACGAUUAUUCCAAAAAUGUGUCAUUUCCAGACGAUCAAGGAAUAUUCGCAACAGCCAGUGGCGUCGACCAUGAUGCUUUGAUUGCAAAGUUACCUCAGGAAUUACGUGAUGCAUUCCCUUACUAAAUUAAGAACAAAAUUAUAUCAGAUGUACAGUAGCGAUAUGCGAAAGUUGAAAGGUUUUAACUGUAUUUUAUUUAUAUAAUAAAUAACAUUUAAGUCUUA